UCGGCACUCCGGCUGUGUUGUCCGGUCCGGUCCUCCUCGUCCCUCAGUUAAGCUUGUUCGGUCGAGCUACUUGGGUGAUUUCGUGUCCGUUCAAACCGCGAUGCUUCGGAAGUGACAUUUUCAGUGUUAAGUGAACGCAAAUCCUUCCAAAAUGUUGGCCGACGGAGAAAUAGUGGGCGAUGGAUCAUGGAACCUCAUGGUUUACGUGACCGAUUUGAACGAGAAGCGCACCUUGGUUGUAAAAGGUGACAUGCACAUCGGAGGAGUGAUGCUGAAAUUGACAGAACUCUUCGAGUUCAAAAAGGACUGGUCUGACCAUGCCCUCUGGUGGCCGACGCGCAACAAAUGGCUCUCCAAGCCCCCAACCCUCGACCAGUGCGGCGUCCACGCCGACGCGAUGCUCCACUUCACACCCAUGCACAAACCGCUGAGGAUCCAACUGCCAGACCUGAGAUAUAUCGACUGCAAGAUAGACUUCUCUAUUGAUACCUUCAGCGCUGUGGUCCAGCUAUGCAAGAGCCUUGGUAUCCGGCAUCCAGAAGAACUAUCCCUCUGCUAUCCACUGGAGCAGUCCCACCUCAAACAGAACUACCAGAACCUGAAAGAGGCGAAGCGGCUCCGGCCAUCAGCGCCACCAGACACGAACACAUUCAUCGCCGCUACGAGAGGAUCUUCGAACAGUUUGGACAGGUCUAAUGGGUGCCCUGCCACGCCACCACCGCCGAGGUCACAAUCUGCCACGCCAGUUGCAUCGAACGGCACCCUCAGACGCUACGGCACCCACAUCUACAGCACACAGAGCGACGGUUCCAGCGACGGUGGUUACUGCGGGACGCCCCCACGUGCCGCCUCGCUCGACGCCAUCGAUGCCCUCGCUGACCUCUCAUUGGCUGACUCGCCGUUAGAGCCAGAUAGUCAGUCCAGGGAAUCUCUGCUCACGCCUAAAACACUCGUGGAAAGGGCUAGGAUGAACGUUGGCUGGCUGGACUCCUCACUAUCCAUCAUGGAGCAAUGUAUACGAGAAUGGGACACACUACAGCUCCGCUUCAAGUUCUACUCAUACUUCGACCUGACCGCUCGUCCGCAAGACGCGCCGCGCCUUAACCAGCUGUACCAACAAGCUCGCUGGCAGAUACUGAACCAGGAAGUGCAUUGUACUGAAGAGGAAAUGCUGCUGUUCGCAGCCUUACAGCUUCAAAUCGAGCUGCAGACGCUUGCCGGCGGCAGUGUAGACGCCGCCGAUGGCCACACAUCAAACGCCGCUCCCGACGACAUCGACGCUGCCCUCAACGAGCUGGAGACACAGCUGGAAGGAGGCCCGCCCGUCAGACCUGACAUUAUGCAGGUCCCUGAGCUAGCUGGACAUCUUAAAUACAUGAGGCCCAAACGCUUCACGCUAAAAGCGUACAAGCGAGGCUGGGUGUCGUGCCGCGACGGCGUGCUGCGCAUACACUCGUCCCGCGACGCAGCCGCGCGCGGCGACGCGCCCAGCUACAGCGGCGAGCUGCGCGGAGCUGAGGUGACACCAGAUGCGCAUCCCGCGUCCAAUCGGUACAGCAUCAAACUGGAGGUGCCUUCCGAAGACGCCAUGAACGAGAUCUGGCUGCGGUGCGAAAAUGAGGAGCAGUACGCGGAGUGGGUGGCGGCGUGCCGGCUGGGCGCGCGCGGGCGCUCGCUGGCCGACGCGGGCUUCGCGGCCGAGGCCGGCAACGUGCGCGCGCUGCUGCGUCUGCAGACACCGCAGCCCGCUGCUGUGGCGCAACACAAUGUUCCACAUCUGGAACAGCUGCAGCCGGAGAACUAUGUGGCGCCUAGGGUGCUGAAACGGCUUAAAGGAAAGUUCACUCAACGCGUCCUGGAAAGCCACGCAAACGUGAAAGACCUGCCACUGCUCGAAGCCAAGCUCCAAUACAUCAAGACCUGGCAAAACCUGCCCGACUACGGCCAGACGCUGUUCGUGGUUCGAUUCAUGGGUCACAGGAAAGACGAAGUCAUCAGCAUCGCCAACAAUCGCAUCAUGAGGCUGGACCCUAGCACUGGGGAUCAUCUCAAGACUUGGCGGUAUAGCACUAUGAAGGCAUGGAACGUGAACUGGGAGAUCAAACACAUGAUGGUCCAGUUCGAAGAAGGCAACAUCAUCUUCUCGGUACAGUCAGCCGACUGCAAGGUGGUCCACGAGUUCAUUGGCGGGUACAUAUUCCUCUCUAUGCGGUCCAAGGAUGCCAACCAGACCUUAGACGAGGAGCAGUUCCAUAAACUCACUGGAGGUUGGACGUAAAUAUGUGUCUAUACAGCCCUAUGGGCGUCCCUAUGGAGGUUCUCAAGUCUGGAAACAAAUUAUCGGACGCGGCUCAGGAGCUCACACCUUGAUUCUAUCGCCGCGCUACAAGUACUUCCGGCGGUCGCGAGUUCGCGGCCCAUUCAGUGGUGACGACCUUCGCGCGGCGCAAUAGAAUUCAAUGUCGGCUGCUCGCGUGCGAUCCGUUUGUUAAUGUAGGUAAGAAUUUAGAAUGGCGGCAUUUUGUGAACAUCAAAGGAGUGAGCCUACUGUACUUGUGCUAUUAUAUAUAUUCUGUGCCGAUAUCUAGAUAAUGAAUAUAGAUUGAUUGUACAAACUAACGGACGUAAGCCGUGGACGUAACCUUGAGCGUUCGGACGUCCAACAGAAAUCUGGCGCGCUGGAUGUUUUUGUCAGCCGCAAGCAGUCCCGAAAACUGUGCAUACUUAUCAGUCGCGACCGUCAGCCGCGUCCGAUAAUUUGUUUCCAGCUGAGAAAGUCCCUGUCGCUUACCAUACACAUACUACACAGACUUCGCAGAUAUGUUUCGAACCAUUUCCGAGGCCCCAGUACGGCUCAUUCGACGAGUGAAGGCGGUCUUGAAAAAGAUCCUCGGAAAUGGACCGAAACAUGUCGAGCGUUUUUUCAACUUAAUUAAAACACGAGUAACCCACUUAAAAUAUUUUUAUUUGAGUCUCACGGAAGUUUUAUAAUUAAAGCAAGUUAUGGGUUUGAACUUGCUUAAGCGACAUAGUACUAUUUGCUUGAGAACGGUAAAAAUAAUGUAUGUGUUAUAUUUUAUGUAACAGCAAUACGAAAUCGUCAACCUUUCGCGAUUUUAUUCAAUUUCACUGCAAGUGUGAAAAGUAUUACGUUACAUGGCCUUAUAAUUUUAAGAAUUGGAAUUGGUGCUCUUUUUCGGCAAAUAUAUGCCGAUGUUAUAUUACAAAAUGAUACACAUGAUAAUAAUAUAAAAAAUAUGUACAUUGCACCGAUAUUUAUAAUUGAAAAUUUCGCUUUUUUUUUUAGUAUUUUGACAUACACGAUUAUAUUUCUUAUUUAUGUUAAUUAUAUAUUAAAAAUGUGUAUAAGAAUGUAUUUUUGUAGUAAAUGAACUAAUUGAAUCGUAAUAGAUCUUAUUUUAGUGCUUCCAAUAAAAAUAUAGCUUUCUUGUAAAUGCCAAAUAAUAUUGAAGCAUGUAUUGAUUACACCGUGUAAUUAAAUUGUAGUUUUAAGUUCAAAUGCGAUGGAUAAGAGCUUUUAAUAGAUGUAAUUUAUAAUUUAUGCAAAUUACUAUAAUGCCUUUAUAUUGUCUUGUCUGUAUACAAUAAUGUCAAUAAUUAAUAUUUAUAAUAUAACAAAUAUGAAAUAAUGUCUUUCACAAAGUGCCAUUUAACGAAAUAGUAAAAUGUAAUAAUUGUCUGAAUGUUGGCCAAACUAAUUAUUAUAAUUAGUCAAACAGUGCCUCAGUAACAUAUAUGUAACUUUACAUAUUUGACUGUUCUUUCCCCUGUAUCUCAUAUUUGAGACAAAACCAGAUAAUACAAUAUAUUAAUAUAUUUUAAAGCACGAAGGUUUAUAUUGCAAUGACUUCGGCGGUCAAAGGAUUAAACCGUACCUAAAUUGAUAAAAUAACUGGCUUAUUAAUAGUUAUUUACGAUACAAGUGCGAAUUACCUGAUCGCAAGUGUAUCCUAAACCGUUUUACAGUACAUGCGGGCUCUUUAAAUUUUCUGCGUAAUGUGCUUAUUAUUUCAAUUAUGUCGUAAAGUAGCAAAUCUGGAAAUAAUCUAUAGGUGCUUUAUUAUCACUAUUAUCAGUGUAAUAUUAAUCAGAACUGGUACUAAUGGGGCCUUACCUUUUCGAAAUUGUAUUGUAUGUUUGUACUGUACCUCUUGUAAAUACCGAUAACAUAAACACCAUUCGUUUUGGUAUGUAUGUUAGAUUUUAAAUAGAUGUUGUGUUGUGGCUAGCUCUACUAAAGUAUUUUGAUCCUUUUUACUUCUAGACAUAAUGUGAAAUUAACAUAACAAUUUAAAUUAUGUUUGUAAACAAAGUGACUCAUUUCUCGGAAAAUGUUUGCGUAUAGAUGGCGCCACUUUUGGUCGACAGCGGGUAAGAUGGCGCUAAUAUUAAAUUUUAAGAAUUUCAACACAAACAACACAUCAAGCGCGACUUCAAGUAUGGACUCUCACAAAGCAAGUUGUGCUAAAGGGACAGGUUAGGAAUAUGGGUAAGUUUGUCAAAACUGAGGUUCUAAAUGUUUAACAGUGUGUCGACUACAAAAUUUUGGCAAACACCCUCUGACAUUUUUUUGCUUAUAAAUUAUAGUAUAUUUAGGUGUACUUUAGUGGAACUAGCCAGUAUUUUUGUUUGUUGACUAAUUAAUUGAUGGAAGUCUCCAACCCGCAUUACAUCUGCGGCUAUAUUGAAAGAAUGCACUUUGGAUGAUCUUUUAAAGCAUAUAAUGCUUUUUAUUUUGUAUGUUUAUGUGAAAUAACGAUUAGUUAUUCUAGAAUAUUUUGUACAAAAGUUGUAUGUACACUUUACUAAAUACCGUUUAUAUUAUUAAUAAAACAUUAAAUAAAUUUAAGAAAUUAAGUAACAAA
Messenger RNA from Leguminivora glycinivorella, 4886 nucleotides. Its product is annotated as unc-112-related protein-like. Gene Ontology annotation, cellular component: cell-substrate junction. Gene Ontology annotation, biological process: integrin-mediated signaling pathway; cell-matrix adhesion. Lineage: Eukaryota; Metazoa; Arthropoda; Insecta; Lepidoptera; Tortricidae. Gene Ontology annotation, molecular function: integrin binding. The record is from RefSeq and is a predicted model, not a curated record.